AUGGCCAUAUCUGAUGUCGUGGCGCGGAACCUCACCACCAUCUUCCUCGCUCUCAUGGCGUCUUUCGAGGCCUAUGGCUUUCUCUGCGGCCGCAGGUUCAGCGGCGGCUAUGUCCUCAUCCUCGCCACCGCCGCCCUCAUUCUCAUUCUCGUCGCGACGCUCACGUGGGACAUCUCGCGCAAAGCCACCUGUGCCUUUCACCGCGACCACGGUGACAGCCAGGAGGUUUGCAAAGGAGGUAUCUGCUGGCACGGCGUGGCGCCGCGAUCGCCAGCUUCUCAGAUUAUUAUCACUGAUAUUAAAAAUGAGGAGGCAUGGGCAUCUGGGUCACUGAGCAAAUGCAGAUUCUCUUUGGUCUCUGCAGCAAUUCGCUCUACAGCAUAA
This is a messenger RNA of Sphenostylis stenocarpa, 384 nucleotides long. The record is from the annotation of a GenBank genome assembly. NCBI's taxonomy places the organism in Eukaryota, Viridiplantae, Streptophyta, Magnoliopsida, Fabales, Fabaceae.